AUGGAGUCUCUGACCACUCACCCUGCCACCGCGCAACAGGCAAAAGCCUUCACCUCUCCCGCGUCUCUCUCGUUUCCCGGUGGCGCUGGGGACCUGACACCGCCCUCAUCUGAGAAAGAUGGACAGAACCUCAACGGUGGCUCAUACGCAGAUGGGAAGAUGAAUGGUGGUCAACAGCAAGGAGGGAACGCUUUACAAGCUCCACAAACUCCGAGUGCGACACCUGGCGCUGGAGUGAGUGGUAUUGUUCCAACUCUGCAAAACAUCGUUGCUACGGUCAAUCUGGACUGUCGCCUCGAUCUCAAGACUAUUGCACUCCAUGCCCGUAACGCCGAGUAUAAUCCCAAGCGUUUUGCCGCUGUGAUCAUGCGUAUUCGUGAACCCAAGACCACUGCCUUGAUCUUUGCAUCUGGCAAGAUGGUUGUCACGGGCGCAAAGUCGGAGGAUGAUUCCAAACUUGCCAGUCGCAAGUACGCCCGAAUCAUCCAGAAGCUUGGUUUCAAUGCCAAGUUCACCGACUUCAAGAUCCAGAACAUUGUAGGCUCUUGCGACAUCAAGUUCCCCAUUCGACUGGAAGGCCUUGCGUCCAAGCAUCAUCCUUUCAGCUCGUAUGAGCCUGAAUUGUUCCCAGGCUUGAUCUAUCGCAUGAUCAAGCCAAAGAUCGUUCUGUUGAUCUUCGUCAGCGGAAAGAUCGUACUCACUGGCGCCAAGGUCCGCGAGGAGAUCUACCAGGCAUUCGAGCAGAUCUACCCGACACUAUCAGGUAAGUUAGGUUACAUCCCUGACCUUUGA
Molecule: messenger RNA, 792 nt
Organism: Capronia coronata CBS 617.96
Lineage: Eukaryota; Fungi; Ascomycota; Eurotiomycetes; Chaetothyriales; Herpotrichiellaceae
Product: TATA-box-binding protein
Exons: 3
Coding region: 1-792 (263 amino acids)
Biological process (GO): DNA-templated transcription initiation
Molecular function (GO): RNA polymerase II general transcription initiation factor activity; DNA binding
Source: RefSeq, a predicted model, not a curated record